Molecule: messenger RNA, 915 nt
Organism: Cavenderia fasciculata
Lineage: Eukaryota; Evosea; Eumycetozoa; Acytosteliales; Cavenderiaceae
Exons: 2
Coding region: 1-915 (304 amino acids)
Source: RefSeq, a predicted model, not a curated record
AUGUCAUCUGUUCUUGUAUUAGGUUCAACUGGGUCUGUUGGUUUGGCUGUUGCCACAUCAUUUGUAAAGGAAGGGUAUAGAGUAUACGGUGUAACUAGAACUCAAGCCAAAGCUGCCUUGUUAUUCUCUAACCAAAUCACACCAAUUGUUGUAGGUGAUAUUAAAGAAACUGAUAAAUGGACUGGGAUCGCUGAAAAGGUAGAUAUUAUUGUUGAAGCUGUCAAUGAGAUUGCUGACCAAAAGGCACAGUUUGUAGUGUACCAAGCCAUCAAGACUGUUGUUGACAAGAGUGCCAAGAACUCUAAAUUGGUGUUUUACACCUCUGGUGCAUCGGUCUAUGGUGAAGUGUUGGAUGGUGCCAUCACUGAAAACACUCCUUACAAUCCACACCCAUUCCUUGUUGAGCGUGCAGGUCUCCAACGUGACUAUGAAAAGUUAGGUGCCGUUAUUGUCCAACCAUCGUUUGUCACCCCAAGUAUCGUACCCUACUACAAUCAACUGAUCUCUGCUGCCAAGGACGGUGUCAUCACCACAUCAGGUACUGUCAACCAGUACCAUGGAUACGUCCAUCCACAAGAUCUUGCCAACUUUUACGUGUUGGCAGCCAAGAAUGGAACCGAUGCCGUCAGAGGACAAGUCUUUAUCGUCAAUGCCUACAAUGAAAGUGUAUCCGACUUGCUACUCGAGUUUGCCAAGGCUCAAGGUCUCGGUCAGACACUCACCAAGGUUCAAUUUGUCAAGCCUGCAGACCUCCUCUCUGAAUUUGUCGGUAUCUCCCAAAAGGUCUCUUCAGCCAAGGCACACAACGUUCUCGGAUGGUAUCCAAAGCAAUUACCAAUCGUCGAGAAUGCCAAGAUCUAUCUUCAAACUUGGGCCAAUGAAAAGGCCAAGUAUGAUGAUUACAAUCAUGCCUAA